GGCACUGUGUGAUCGACCCCCACCCCCCCUCCACCCAUAGCACCCUCUCUACCCCCAACCUUUCCACUCUCCAUCCGCCUCAGUUUCAUUCUGUGUCCCGGAUGUAAACAAACUUCCAUUCAUAGCGAGGAAAUUCAUUCAUUAGAAGGUCGAAAAUAGUACUUGCAGGAUUUACUACGACUUUGUCUUCAUUCAUACGUCAGGGGGAGAUCGUUUGUGUAGUGAAAAUAGGAAACAGGGAGUAGUAGGAAGUGAAAGGCGUUGUGGAAAAGAAAGAAAGAAAAGGAGGAAGAGAAGGAGAGAAGAUGGAGAGGAAGAAAAAACGACAAGAGUAAAAGGAGGACCGGAAGAAAUGUGAAAGAAAUCGGGGAAAAAAAUAAAAUCAAUUAGAACAAUAAUAUAGAGACAAAACGAAACAAUUAAGAAGAUCAUACACAAAGAAAAUAGGGAGGAACCGGACAGGAAUAAGAGAAGAAAAAGAAAAUGAGAUAAAAACAAUCGAAAAUAUACUGUGCCUCCCAUACAUCGAAGUGGUCACGUGGUUACAUACCUUGUCACCGUCAUGGGAUCGUGUUACUACCGUGCUGUGCUGUGUCAUGUCCCUGUGUCACAUAGUAUGUCAUACUGCGUCACACGGUCAGCUUAACAAGGACAUUACUCUGUCAGAGCAUCGCCGUGACAUAAUGUAAUACGCUGUGUCAAACCGUCAUUGUGUCAUAUCCUCCUCCCUCGCAUUCUCUUGCCCUGUUUAACAGUUUUACUCUGUAUUUACGAAACAGAACCGAGGCGUGAACUCCCCGUAGAGUUUCCCUGCGAGGAGCGACUGCCGGUGUUACAUUCCCUGUGUAACUAAAACCUUCCUGUCACGGGUUGGCACUGGCUCUGGUGACGUCACGCUCUACGUCAACGCUGGUCCCGCCGUGUUAUCCCCCGCCUGGUGCCCGUGGACGAAACAGGCAAGCGAGGCACCCAGAGCCACUUCUCUCUCCCUCUCCCCCUCGUCUCUCCUUCUCUCUCUCCCCCUUCCCUCUCCCUCUCCCUCCGUUCCACCCCCUAUCUCUGCCCCCCCCCCCGUGCCUCUUAUCUUUCAGGCUGUGCGGGCUUUCCGUGGCACUGUCCUCGUUCAGGGUAAGCCGACUAGUGCCAGUCGAGCAGUGCCCAGGGAAAGACGUUCAGAACGGAACUCGCGACACUUCCCUUUGUUCCUGCGCUCUCUGGAAGUUACGGGUUCAGUGACACUGGGUGUUGUGUCUCUCCUUUAGUAGUUCUUGCAUGGACAGUCCCUUUUAGAAACGAGUGAGACGCUUGUGAACUGUAUUGGUUGCUGAUAUUCUUUGGAGAGAAACGAAGGGAAACGAAGAAAAAGUCUGACAGAGAGAAAUCGCUCGAGAACUUGGGUCUUGGUUCAGUCCGUCAUGUCGCCAUCUUCUCUCCUGCUCAGAUGACCUUUGAACUCUGAGCCAUUUCGUGACUAGACGAGCCUCUCGCCGCACCCGCACCCGCACGCACCCGCACGCCAUGUCCAACCCCUGCGACCCCGUGUGGAAGGCUCUGUGCGCCCUCAAAGAUGCUCUCAUCUCGCCCUGCUCCUCGGGCGACGACGACCAGCCGCUGGCCGAGUCCUCCAACGCCUCCAACAUCUCCAUCACCUCCUCCAACCUCGCCCUCGACGACCACGUCAUCGAGCACGACCUGGGGAUCAGCAACCCGGGCCUCGAAGAUGAUGGCUUCACCGCCAAGGUCUUGGCCGGGGACGCGACUCUGCCUGGAGGCGGCAGAGCUGGAGGAUGGCGGCCCAUGCUGCGGUUUCACGACCAGCCCAUCACGAAGGAGCCGCAGGCGGGCGACAGCGGCCACUGGACGGUGGACAACGGCGUCUUCAGCGACGUGGACCUGGGCGACGGCGGCGACCGAACGGACGGCGUCCAGAUCCCCGGCGCGGAGGGCCGCACGGACUCGCGCAGCACGACCCGCGAGUCCGGCUACGGGCGCUCGCUCGACGACAGCAACGGGUCCUCGUCGCAGGAGCCCUCCGUCAGCGUCGCCUUCCACUCGCGCCCGGACCCUGGUGUUUUCAAAGUGGUGGUUGAGGACGUGACAAGAUGCUGGUUUGUCUUGAGACGGUAUCAAGAAUUUCUUGCUCUUCAGGACAUAAUCAAGCUCAAGGUACGUCACAGGAAGGUCCACGAACCGCGUGUCACUCUCCCACUACAGGAUACAGCAGAGCGCACAUUACUCAAUUCCUUUAUCCGGGCCGUUAUGGGAGAUCCUAGAAUCGUAGCUGUACCGGAGGUUCGCGAAUUCCUGCAGCUCGACAGAUUCAGGAGGUCGAGCACCACAGAUACGUCCAGCAGUUCGAGUGAUUCUGCUGGCUCGCCGGACUCCAGCCCUUCAUCUGUAGUGCUGGAUCCUCGCCGUCUUAUGCCGCCAUUAGCACCGGCGCUUGCAAGGAAACAAGUGUCGAAUAAUCACAGGAAAAAGUCUGGUAGAGAGGAUGACAUCUCCUCUUCACUGGACUCCGAAAAAGACAUCGAUCUCGGGUGCACCAAGAAAUCACUUACUCCCGGAGACUUCGAAUUCUUGAGCGUAGUCGGAAAGGGAAGUUUCGGACGAGUGAUGCUUGCCAGAUACCGCCAGGACAAUAAAGUCUACGCUGUGAAGGUGCUGAACAAGAAGAUGAUCGUCCGGCGGAACGAGACGGCCCACGUGCUGAGCGAGCGGUCGGUGCUGAUCCAGGUGAUGGAGCACCCGUACCUCGUCACGCUGCACUUCGCCUUCACGACGCACCAGAAAAUCUUCUUCGUCCUCGACUACGUCAACGGCGGAGAGCUGUUCUUCCACCUGCAACGGGAACGCGUGUUUAUGGAGCCGAGAGCCAAAUUCUACGCCGCCGAGAUCUGCUGUGCUCUCACGUACAUGCAUACGAAGGGAAUCGUCUACCGGGACCUGAAGCCGGAGAACAUCCUGCUGGACACGGCGGGCCACAUCGUGCUCACCGACUUCGGCCUGUGCAAGGAGGGCCUCCUGCACUCCUCGUCCAAGACGUCGACCUUCUGCGGGACGCCGGAGUACCUGGCGCCGGAGAUCCUGAAGAAGCAGCCGUACUCCCGCGCCGUCGACUGGUGGACGUUGGGCGCCGUGCUGUACGAGAUGCUGUACGGCCUCCCGCCCUUCUACUCCCGCGACACGCACGCCAUGUACAGCGCCAUCCUGACCAAGCCGCUCAAACUGAAGGCCACAGUCAGCAAGAAAGCGAGGGGCAUCUUAGAAGGACUCCUUCAGAAGGACCCGCGUGACAGGCUCGGCGCGGGACUCCUGGACGGAGAGGACGUCAAGAAGGACGACUUCUUCAAGGACAUCGACUGGGACAAAGUGGAGAAGAGGGCCAUCACGCCGCCCUUCGUGCCCUCGGUGAGCAGCGAAACGGACACGCGAAAUGUCGACCCGAUGUUCACCAAGGAGGCCGUCAUAGGUCACUCCCCGGCCUCGCCCCAAGGACUGUCGGCCUCCGUGCAAGCUGUCGACCACGUCUUCCAGGGCUUCAGCUAUGCCCCGCCCCUCGAUCUGGAUGACCAAUGGGAGGCGGCGUGAGCAUGCUGGGAAAUAGCCGUGCUCUGCCCACUUCGAGGUUGAGCUCACGUGUGCAGCUUCAGGACCUAUUUUUGAGGUUGUUGAGCCCCAACCCUUAGCAUAUCGGACUUAUACUUAUCCCCAACCCUUAUAGUUGGUCGAGGCUCAGUAUUGUAGGAGCUUUAGGUGGGUCAGUCAGUUGGAGAGACCAGGUGGAAUGAAGCUUCAACAAAGUGAAAAGGCUUUCCAAAAGAGUUGCAAAUUAUGGUGAUCAAGAGGAACAUUGAAGAAGGAAGUGUAUAUAUUCGAAGGGUAUUAUUUUUAUAUGAAUGAAUAAAAAAUUGUAUGCACAUUUUAAAAAAAUGAUAGGAACUCCUCAGGCAGAAAAAAGUUCUCCUUGGGGUUCGUCAAGGGUAAUGGACAAAUGGUUGUGUCUUUGUAAAUAAUGUGUUCUCCAUUAUGAUUUUUUUUUUUUUACAAGAAAGACCAGUGAUAUAUGAGUGAUUUUCAGGAGCGACAAACGUGUAUAACUUAUGAUAUUCGACUUCCAUUAUUAUUUUAACAGGUGUAGAAGUGCACAGAAAAACACCUGAUUAUCGAAUUAUGAGAUUUCUAUGGACGUGAAGAUGACAAGUAAAUCAGCAGAAACGUGCUUGAACAGAGAUUUUCAGCCACACAUUAGAAAUUGCUUAGUAUUAGAUACUUUCUCACUGCGACCAAGGAAAAUGGAAGCAAGGAAGAGAGAGAGAAAGAGGGAAAAGAGAGAAAAGUAAUAGAUGGACAGAUGAAUUAUCUUAGAUAAUCUGCAAGUUAUUUCGUAAUAAAAAAAUCGUAACAAAUUGAAAUAUUACACCAAAA
Molecule: messenger RNA, 4428 nt
Organism: Penaeus monodon (black tiger shrimp)
Lineage: Eukaryota; Metazoa; Arthropoda; Malacostraca; Decapoda; Penaeidae
Product: serine/threonine-protein kinase Sgk1-like
Exons: 14
Coding region: 1519-3591 (690 amino acids)
Biological process (GO): protein phosphorylation
Molecular function (GO): protein serine/threonine kinase activity; ATP binding; phosphatidylinositol binding
Source: RefSeq, a predicted model, not a curated record